GCUAGGUGAACAGCUACCACCAGACAGAAGCAGGUGUCCAACAUGGCCAGCAUGGGGAGCGGAUCUCUCUCUACAUCUCUCUUUUUAUUCGUGAUUUCGGCAGCUUUUCUUCUAAAAGGAGCUGCACAGAACAUCCAAGUCCAAAGUCAGAACCUGGUGACGGAUAACGUGACUGUGGUGGAGGGGGAGGUGGCCAUCCUCAGCUGCAGAGUCAAGAACAACGAUGACUCCGUCAUCCAGCUCCUCAACCCCUACAGACAGACCAUCUACUUCAGAGACGCCAGACCCUUGAAGGAUAGCCGGUUCCAGCUGGUCAACUUCUCGGACAAUGAGCUGCGGGUGUCGUUGUCCAACGUGUCGCUGUCCGACGAAGGGAGAUACGUGUGCCAGCUGUACACCGACCCUCCACAGGAAGCCUACGCCGACAUCACUGUGCUGGUCCCGCCAGGCUACCCAAUCAUCAAGUCCGAGGAAGGCGUGGUCAGCGAGGGGAACGAAACGGAGAUGAACUGCACGGCCGUGGGCAGCAAGCCGGCCUCCAUCAUCAGAUGGAUGAAAGGAGACAAGGAGCUGCAAGGCAUGUCGGAGGUGACGCCGAGCCCGGACGACCGGAUGUCCACGGUGACCAGCCGGCUGACGUUCACCGUCUCCCGGGAGGACGACGGCGUGCCGGUCGUGUGCAUUGUGGACCACCCCGCCGUCAAGGACUUCCAGGCGCAGAAGUAUCUGGAAGUGCAGUAUAAACCCGAGGUGAAGAUUGUGGUGGAGUUCCCUGAAGGACUGACCAGGGAAGGAGAGAAUCUGGAGCUGACCUGCCAAGCAAGGGGCAAACCACAGCCCCAGCAGAUCAACUGGGUGAAGGUGGACGAUGACGUCCCAGUCCCACGCCAUCAUCACGGGCAGGACCUGUUAAUCGAAAACCUGAACAAGUCCUACAACGGCACGUACCGCUGCGUGGCGUCCAACUGUGGCGAGUCCUACGACGACUACAUCCUCUACGUAUACGAUGCUCUCACCACCACCCCUAUACCCACUACAGCCACCACCACCACUACCACCACCACCUUCACCACCACCCUUCCAGACACUGCCCAAGACACCGCGCCCAGCGCCGACCCCGCGGCUCACGAUUCGCGAGCGGGUGAGGGAGCGCCCCACACGGUGGACCACGCCGUCAUCGGGGGCGUCGUUGCCGUGGUCGUCUUCGCCAUGCUCUGCCUACUCAUCAUUUUGGGCCGAUACUUCGCGAGACACAAAGGCACCUACUUCACACACGAAGCCAAAGGGGCCGACGACGCGGCGGACGCCGACACGGCCAUCAUCAACGCCGAGGGCGGCCACAACAACUCCGACGAGAAGAAGGAGUACUACAUCUGAGAGCGCGGGCUCGGAGAAGGGACCCACAUCAGGCACCACGCUGUUGUGGGGUGGGGCGUGGGGUUUGGGGUGGAGGUUA
This is a messenger RNA of Anguilla anguilla (European eel), 1456 nucleotides long. RefSeq names its product cell adhesion molecule 1a (gene cadm1a). The record is from RefSeq and is a predicted model, not a curated record. Lineage: Eukaryota; Metazoa; Chordata; Actinopteri; Anguilliformes; Anguillidae. Gene Ontology annotation, molecular function: signaling receptor binding. Gene Ontology annotation, biological process: cell recognition; detection of stimulus; susceptibility to natural killer cell mediated cytotoxicity. Gene Ontology annotation, cellular component: plasma membrane; synapse; neuron projection.